UUCUGAAAGAGACAUCGAAAUGGAGUACUCCUCCCGGGGCCAUACUGCCGAGCCAGAACAACCAAGAGACACCCCAGAACAGUCGGAGCAGCCAGCUGAAGACACCCGUGACUCUCGCGACGCUCGCGAGUACCGCGAACGCGACUCGCGUGAGUACCGUGAGUUCCGUGAACCGCGCGAAUACCGUGACUCGCGCUAUCGCGACCGCGAGUCGACUCGCUCGUCCUACAGACCAGACGGCCCUGUUGAACCCGUUCUCCCGCCGGCAUCGGAAGUCCCAGAUGUGGUGUACGACAUUACCGAGACUCCCUUGUUCAAUAAGACACGUGCGUUGUUCAUCGGGAACCUCACGAGCCCAAUCAAUGCGCACAACUUUCAGACGUUCCUCAAGCACAUCGCAGAGCCAGCCACGAUUGAGCGUGCAUGGUUGAACCGUCUGCGCAGUCACUCGAUUGUGCUCUGCAGCGACGAGGAGGGCGCGGAGCGCAUCCGUGGGAUUUUGAACGGUAGCAAAUACCCGAGUGUGGAAGACGAUGAAGCGAUGUUGAGAGAUCUCAGAGAGGACAAGCCAGAUAUGGAGAUUGUCAGAAACGCGCUAUUCGUGGACUACAUCCCGGUCAAACGCAUCAACCAGUGGACGUACGAGGAGGAUAGAGGUCCACGUGAUGGGAAGUGGAAGAUUGAGUACGAAACACAGGAGAUCAGGGAGCGAGAGGAGACUCCGAGGGAAAAGGACUCGGACGACGAGUCAAAGGCCGAGUCGCAGGUGAAUACCGAUGACGCAGAUAUCCCUGCCGCCGUGACGACCCGCGUCAUCGUGCAUCACCGCCUUUUAUCUGCGGGGCACGUGCCGCGCUUCAGAUCGGCCCGUGGGGGCAGAGGCGGUCCUAGGGGUGGUUACCGAGGCAGAGGCUACGGGGACAGACCGGCCAGAGACCACUACACCCCUCGCAACGAGGGUAGAGACGGCUACGCUCCCCCACACCCCCAUGCCCAGAGACCGUACGGCGGCAGCAGAUACGAGCCGCAGGGCAGCCGCUAUGACCCGCAGCAGAGCCAUCCGUAUUACACGCGUCCGUCGAGACUGAGAGAAAGAUCGCCUAGAAGAGAAAGGGACCACUACGAGAGACCAAGAUCGAGAACCAGAUCGAGAUCGCCACGGUUCUAAAUGAAGUGUACUAUAUGUAAAGAUUGGGCAUGAUAGAAGCGGUAGGACGAUAGUUUACGCUAAUCGUUCCGUGUCAACAUUGCGCCCCCGGCGGAUAAAAGUGGAGUGAAUAUAACAAAUUUUAGCA
Messenger RNA from Babjeviella inositovora NRRL Y-12698, 1295 nucleotides. RefSeq lists its product as uncharacterized. The record is from RefSeq and is a predicted model, not a curated record. The transcript has a single exon. NCBI's taxonomy places the organism in Eukaryota, Fungi, Ascomycota, Pichiomycetes, Serinales. The coding region runs from base 20 to 1168 and encodes 382 amino acids.